Camelus dromedarius (Arabian camel) is the source of this 789-nucleotide messenger RNA. RefSeq names its product serine protease 2 (gene PRSS2). Bases 1 to 744 code for a protein of 247 amino acids. NCBI's taxonomy places the organism in Eukaryota, Metazoa, Chordata, Mammalia, Artiodactyla, Camelidae. Gene Ontology annotation, biological process: proteolysis. The transcript is spliced from 5 exons. The record is from RefSeq and is a predicted model, not a curated record. Gene Ontology annotation, molecular function: serine-type endopeptidase activity.
AUGAAUCCACUCCUGAUCCUUGCCUUCGUUGGAGCAGCUGUUGCUGUCCCCACUGACGACGAUGACAAGAUCGUCGGGGGCUACACCUGUGCGGAGAAUUCCGUCCCCUACCAGGUGUCCCUGAACUCCGGCUACCACUUCUGCGGGGGCUCCCUCAUCAGCGACCAGUGGGUGGUGUCCGCUGCUCACUGCUACAAGUCCCGCAUCGAGGUGAGGCUGGGAGAAAACAACAUCGAUGUUGUGGAGGGCACUGAGCAGUUCAUCAGUGCGGCCAAGGUCAUCCGGCACCCCAGUUACAACAGCUGGACCCUGGACAAUGACAUCCUGCUGAUCAAACUCUCGUCGCCUGCAGUCCUCAGUACCCGGGUGUCCACCUUAGCUCUGCCCACCGCCUGCGCGGCUGCUGGCACCCAGUGCCUCAUCUCUGGCUGGGGCAACACCCUGAGCUCUGGCGUCAACUACCCUGAGCUGCUGCAGUGCCUGGACGCCCCCCUGCUGAGCCAGGCCGAGUGUGAGGCUUCGUACCCCGGACAGAUCACUGACAACAUGGUCUGCGCCGGCUUCCUGGAGGGAGGCAAGGAUUCCUGCCAGGGUGAUUCUGGUGGCCCUGUGGCCUGCAAUGGAGAGCUCCAGGGUAUCGUCUCCUGGGGCUAUGGCUGCGCCCAGAAGAACAAGCCUGGGGUCUACACCAAGGUCUGCAACUAUGUAGACUGGAUUGAGGAGACCAUCGUGGCCAACAGCUAAACCCUAUCCCUCUGCCAUCGUUAUGCUAAUAAAGUGACUCUGCUC